Messenger RNA from Pelmatolapia mariae (spotted tilapia), 3521 nucleotides. It is a transcript of the gene gpr176, whose product is annotated as G protein-coupled receptor 176. Lineage: Eukaryota; Metazoa; Chordata; Actinopteri; Cichliformes; Cichlidae. The transcript is spliced from 3 exons. The record is from RefSeq and is a predicted model, not a curated record. Gene Ontology annotation, cellular component: plasma membrane. Gene Ontology annotation, biological process: G protein-coupled receptor signaling pathway. Bases 781 to 2505 code for a protein of 574 amino acids. Gene Ontology annotation, molecular function: G protein-coupled receptor activity.
GUAUCAGCCAGGCUCCUCUUCCUCCAUGCUGCUUGUCAUUCAUAAGAUUAAGUGGAGUUUCUCGGUGCUACAUGAAGAGGAGGGCUCUCCUCUUCAGUCUUGCACCUCACGCUGUUAAAUAUUCAGUUGCAGGCUCCCCGCACCAUCCAGUCUACCAAUAAACGGCCUCUGACAGUGCGAUUGGCAGCGGCAGCAGGAGUAACAGUCUGUCAGCCACACAUAUUUUUAUUUAUUUAUUUAUUUUCUGGACGGCGAGGGGUGAUGGUGCUGUGUUCUCGGUGCUGCAGGCGUCGUUCCCGGAAUGGACACUUCGCAAACCGGUGUGGUUUUAGGUGCACUGGGUGUCAGAUAGUCCAGCAUCCAUCUAACCACACUGCGCACGGAUUUCAGUGACCGAUUUCUGCCGUGCAUCCGCAUUACUGGGGAAAUAUGGGGCAUACAGCGUAGGCUUUCCAUCUCCCCGUGCUUUGAUACAGGCUGGGACUAUUUUAACAUGUAUUUUCCUCCCUAAUUUAUCAGACUUAAUUACUGACAAAAGACCAUCUCAUUGCUGGCAGAGGAACGCAUUUCCUGCCUGUGUCCGCGUUAAAUCUUCAUGGACAUCUCCCGUGCAACAUAAGAUGUGAUAUGUCGAUUAUCCCCCUUUUUACUAUAAAAGAAGGCAGGUCAGAAAUGCCCCUUUACUCUUGGCUGUUGACUCUGUGAUCUUUCUUGAAAAACAAACAAACAAACAAACAUCAACAACAGAAAACCCCCACAAGGAUCUCGGCGUGAAUCGACAUGGAUAGUGCAGGGAGCCGGGCAGCGAUGGUGGGGGACGGUGCAGUCAAUUUCACAGCAGCCCACCUCUGGCUGGAUCUACUGAACGCCUCGAGCCCAUCGACCCGGUGGGACAGCAGCCCGCCUGCCGAGGGCACCGGGCUGGACGAGCGGCAGCGACUCGUGCGAGAGCAAGCCUACCGGGACUUCACCACCACUGUUCAGGUUUUCAUCCUCCUAGGUUCGCUGAUCGGUAAUGCCACCGUGUUGUGGUGCACCUGCUGCACAAACGUCUUUAAAACAGUGACCAAUCGAUUCAUCAAGAACCUGGCAUGGUCUGGUAUCUGUGCCGGCCUGGUGUGCAUCCCCUUUGAUGUGGCAUUCGGAGCCAAUCCUCGGUGCUGCUUGUGGCUUCACACGCUGGUGCUCUGCAAAGCUCUCAAGUUCCUCCACAAACUCUUUUGCUCUGUCACCGUUCUCAGCUUCAGCGCCAUCGCAUUGGACAGAUACUACUCAGUGUUGUACCCACUGGAGAGGAAAAUCUCAGACGCAAGAUCUCGAGAUCUGGUCAUCUAUAUCUGGGUCCAUGCAACUGUGGUCAGCCUCCCCGUGUUUGCUGUGACCAAUGUGACUGAUGUGUACGUGACCUCAUCCUGCUCAAAUGACCCCGCCCGCUCGCUGAGUCACAUGGUGUAUGUGUUGAUCUACAACAUCACCACAGUGAUCCUACCCCUGGCUCUGGUCUUCCUUUUCAUGCUUCUGAUCCGCAGAGCACUAAGUGCCAGCCAGAAGAAGAAGGUGAUCAUCGCAGCUCUGCGAACUCCCCAGAACAGCAUCUCUAUCCCAUACGUGUCCCAGAGGGAAGCCGAACUUCAUGUAACUCUUCUGGCUGUGGUACUGGCUUUCUCAGCUUGCAGCGCGCCCUAUGGGGCCUUAGUAUUUUACCGCACUAUUUUGGCAGAUGCUAAAGAGCUGCCUGUCUCACUGUAUCUCACAGCCCUCUGGCUUCCUAAGGUAUCCUUGCUCACCAACCCACUUUUGUUUCUGACUGUUAACCGCUCAGCGCGUCACAGCUGUCUGGACCUGCUGGCCAGGAUUCACAGACGUUACAGCCGCCGUAACGUGGUUAGCACUGGAGGUCUGGCUUCUUUAGGAGCAGAUGGCGUGAUUGGGGAGCCAGUAGGACUGGAGACUGCUGGUCGAUCUGGAAGCCAGCUUCUAGAGAUGUUUAACAUUGGCCAACAGCAGAUCUUCAGACCGUCUGAAGAAGAAGAGGAGGAGGAUGUGGAGAAUGAUGUGGAGAUCCCAUCUCAAGGAUCAGGAGAAGGCUCAGGGCCCAAAGAUGACCAGAAAGGUGGGUCAAGAAUGGGAAGCCUCAGAGGUGAAGUGAUUACCAAAAAGGACUCUCUGCAGGGCACAGGAGGAGGGCUGGUUAUCACCAAGGAGGUCCCUCCUUCAGUUAUAGCCCCCCGGGCCUCUCCAGUCCAUACAUGCGCUUAUGCCUCUUCAUCACAAGUGGCACCUGCUACACCUACAGAAGCAGAGGACUCCCCACAGUUUGGUUUUGGACCUUUUGAGCUGCCACCUCAGUGGUUACCUGAGACCAGGAAUAGCAAGAAAAGGCUACUGCCACCGCUGGGUAACACGCCUGAGGAGCUGAUCCAAACCAAAGUGCCAAAGCAGAAGCCAGAACGCAGGAUCAGCAGGAACAACAAGGUCAGCACAAUUCCCACCGUGGAUCCAUGAACUGUACCGUUGGCCUCUGAUCUGCAACACUGGAAAAAUCAGAACUCCUUUGGCCCCAACCGGGCCUGGGAGAAGACAAUGAUGUCUGCAUGGUUUCUUCUGGUUCCUUCUUCUGAUUUGCAGUUGUAGCCCUUGUAGAAGUUCAGGUUCGACAUUUUACUGCAUAAAAGCAGGUUCCCUGAAGCACUGUAUUUCCAUUUGUGAAUCAAUUUGAUAUCAAUAUAAUAUUUCUAGUCUGACAAAUAUGUCCAUUCCAUCCAAUUUCACAGCUCUUCAAGAGGUCCAGUUUUAUAAUUAAGGACUUCCACAAUGACUCCAUGAUGAAGGAAAAUAGAUACCUUUAUAAAUCUUUCUUUUUAUUGGAGGUGACAUCAGUAGUCAAACAACACUGUACAAAUCCAAUUAUCUUGAGGGAUGCACUGAUAAUGGAUAAUAUAUUUCCACAGCAAAUAAUCAAGCAAGCAUUAUGGACCUGCUAACAAAACAGUUUUUAAAAAUAGUUCUAAUCUGAUUGCACUCUGUAUAUGAACACAUCUCAGUGUUGGUCCUUUCACUUAACCCAUUGUGGGACUUUUCUUUUCUAUGUUUGAUUUACAGAAAUGUUUUGGGUAUUAACAAACUGUCUGCUGCCUUUGUUUUUUUUGUCAAAUUCCACUUUCUGAACAUUUCUUGUAAUGUCUUAGAUGUUGUCGUGAUUUUCACUUUCGAUGUGGAUGGUUUUCGUAAGAUUAAAACACUGACGUAGAGUAUGCAAAUACAAGUUUAUAAUGUGAAACAAUCAGAGUUCAACUGUGUGUUCAGUCUUGGUUUCUGGAAGUGCAUCACAUAUACUGAAAUCUGCAGGUUCAUGCAGACUGGGGAUCUUUUAGCGACCUUACAUCAAUCUUAAUGAUUUCUCACAGAUUUCCUGAAAAUCAGUUGCUCAAUUAAAAUGUUGUAUAAUAAGUAAGAGCAGAGAUACCAAGUGCACAUUUUAUAUCAUCUGACGCUCUGUAAAACAUGUUUCCUUUUAAAUA